GGCAUAAGUCCUUGGCAUCCGUGACCUCUAGUCUGAUAGGGGUAUCUAGUCCCUAAUCUCAGGGUCUGCUGGAGGAAAAAGCUUCUGUUUCAAGAAAGCCUUCAGGGUCCCCUGCCUGAUGGGGGAGACAUAGCCUUGGGAAGGAGGUGAGGGCUUUUCCAAGCUGGAGGAAGCCAAGGAGACCCUUUAUAGAGCAGCCAUGUGUUGAGUGCAGCUCCCUGUGGAGCGCUUGGCCCUGGAGGGGAGGUGCAGGCAGGGCAGGACCCAGGCCUCUGGGGUCUUACUUUGUCCCGGGUGAUAACGGAGAGCCCGGAGAGCCGGCAAGGUCUCUGAGCAGGGGAGAGUCGUGGAUGAGUCCUGGUAGGGAAGGAGGAGUAUAAAUUGGAAGAGGGCACAUAGUUGGGAGAGCUGGGGGAGCUGCUGAAUAACCCAGCAAGAGCCCAGCACGGCCCCGCCCAAGCCCAAGCCGCCCCCGCUGACCAAGGAAACAGUGGUGUUCUGGGACAUGCGCCUCUGGCACGUGGUGGGCAUCUUCUCGCUCUUCGUGUUGUCCAUCAUCAUCACGCUCUGCUGCGUCUUCAACUGCCGCGUGCCCCGGACCCGGAAAGAGAUCGAAGCCCGUUACCUGCAGCGGAAGGCAGCCAAGAUGUACACGGACAAACUGGAGACAGUGCCCCCCCUCAACGAGCUCACAGAGAUCCCCGGAGAGGAUAAGAAGAAGAAGAAGAAGAAGGACAGUGUGGACACAGUGGCCAUCAAGGUAGAGGAGGAUGAGAAGAAUGAGGCCAAGAAGAAGAAAGGGGAGAAAUAAGGAGGGCUUCCUGGAGGUGGCAGCUGGGGCUGGCUAGCCCUGGGGUUCAAGUCCUGGCCAGGGUCCAGGCAUCUUGGAUUCCAAGCUCGUCCAUGGACCAUAGAGGUUGCAGAACACCCUCUUCUUGGCUCUGAGGGGGCUGCUGAGGCCCCAUCCUGACAGCCCACUGGACAGGGACCAGACUGCACCUAGUGUCCUGCCUCCCAGCCUGGACUCCGUUCCUUUCACCUCACCCCCAUGGCCGCUCAGCAAAGGCGGUCUUGCGCCGCUGUCCCCCUGCAGAUCCGGAGUGGAGUGGCCUCACACCGCCCGAGACAUGCCUCUGUCCCUUCUGCCAGGAACAGUAGUGGCUCUACGGGGGUGACGGGACGUGGCUUGCCUCUUGGAAGGAGAUGGCUGAACUGGACGGGCUGGCGUGUGAGGCCACACCCAGGCUGGCCACGAGGAAGACAAGGGUCACUAGGGGAAGCUGUGGCAGCACGAGGCUCUCAGACUUCUCUAGACAGCAGCCCUGGUGGCCAGGGAACUCCUCCAGGCCCAGCAGGUGUCAGGGCCGGGGAGAUGAAUAGAGCCAAAGGCAGGCGAACUCAAGCCCAGCAGACACCACAUGCCAGGCAGCCGCACUGGAGCUGAGGCCGAGGGCAGGCCGAGCUCGAGGCCUGGGGGUUCAGGGCUGGGGGCUGCAGCGGUGGGUUGGGGGUGCAGAAGGCUGAGGCCAGGAGGGCAAAGGGAGAAGGGAAGGAAGCUGGUAGCCAGGCCCCAUCUUGGGGACCCAGAGAGUCCUGGAGAAGCCAAGAGGAGCGUUGGGCUGAGCCGGCGGUCCUUUCUAGGUGGUGGGGGCUGUCAGGGCCCUAGGGGGUCACCGCAGAGGGCCUUCCGCCCACUGAGCAGAACGACACACAGCUUCCUCUACCACGUCGACCGUAGCGCCUCAGAGAAUCACUUCUGACCAGAGGGUGAAGGCCCAACUCCCCCCUGAGACGAAAUCUUCGGGGAGGGGACCUGCAGAGGGGUUUCCAGAUGGUGGCAGACCUCUUCGGGGAUGCACACAUCUGGGCCUGGAAACUAAGCAGACACAGGAGGUUCCUGGCGGGGGGGCGGGGGCUUGGCAGCCCGCGGAGAUGU
This is a messenger RNA of Ailuropoda melanoleuca (giant panda), 1936 nucleotides long. It is a transcript of the gene TMIE, whose product is annotated as transmembrane inner ear. The record is from RefSeq and is a predicted model, not a curated record. Gene Ontology annotation, biological process: inner ear morphogenesis; sensory perception of sound. The coding region runs from base 506 to 811 and encodes 101 amino acids. NCBI's taxonomy places the organism in Eukaryota, Metazoa, Chordata, Mammalia, Carnivora, Ursidae. The transcript is spliced from 4 exons.